AGCACAGUCUGAUUGGCUGCUUGCUCUCGGAGGUGUUACUUCAUAUUUAUUUGAGUGAAUGGCUGUGUAGAUUUAGUUCAACAAAAUGCUUAUUUAGACAGCGGUAGUGAUAUUUAGUAUAACAAAGUUGUCAGCCGGAUUCUGUUCAUUUUAAUGACAUUAUUAUUGGAGAAACGUUUGUAGAAGAGCAAAAAAGUUUUUAGAACAAAAGCUCUGAUAUUGAAGUUGCUGCCCACUCCUCCUCAUGCUGUGGAAAGCAGGUUGGCCAAUUUAUAGACCAGCAUCCAUUAAACGACUUGCUCGGCACUGGAGCAAUGUUCCAUUUCUCACUGUUCCCCCACGGCGCACUCCAGGGAAACCAUUUGCGCAUCGGAGUGACCUGAAACAAGCCAAGCGCAUUGUCGUAAAGCUUGGUAGCGCGGUGGUGACACGAGGUGAUGAGUGCGGCCUUGCUCUUGGUCGGCUUGCUUCCAUUGUUGAGCAGGUGUCAGUUCUGCAAAACCAAGGUCGGGAGAUGAUGAUUGUAACAAGUGGUGCUGUGGCUUUUGGCAAGCAACGCCUGCGACAUGAAAUCCUGCUUUCCCAGAGUGUGCGACAGGCCCUGCACUCAGGCCAAAACCAGCUGAAAGACAUGACUGUUCCUGUUCUAGAAGCCCGAGCAUGUGCCGCAGCUGGACAGAGUGGCUUGAUGGCCUUGUAUGAAGCAAUGUUCACACAGUACAGCAUUUGUGCUGCUCAGAUUCUUGUAACAAACUUGGAUUUCCAUGAUGAGCAAAAGCGACGAAACUUGAGCAGCACACUUCACGAGCUUCUCCGAAUGAAUAUCGUUCCAAUUAUCAAUACUAAUGAUGCUGUUGUUCCUCCUCCUGAACCAAACUCUGACUUUCAGGGGCAGGUAAUCAGUAUCAAGGACAAUGACAGUUUGGCAGCAAGACUUGCAGUGGAGAUGAGAGCAGACAUGCUGAUUGUCCUUUCUGAUGUGGAAGGUCUUUUUGAUAGUCCACCUGGAUUGGAUGACGCUAAGCUUAUUGAUACCUUUUAUCCUGGAGACCAGCAGUCUGUCACUUUUGGCACAAAAUCCAGAGUGGGCCUUGGUGGCAUGGAGGCUAAGGUGAAAGCAGCACUUUGGGCUCUCCAAGGAGGAACGUCUGUGGUCAUAGCAAGUGGGACCCACCCAAAAGUGACUGGUCAUGUAAUCAAUGAUAUUGUCGAGGGAAAGAAAGUUGGAACUUUCUUCUCAGAGGUAAAACCCGCAGGCCCCAGUAUUGAACAACAAGCAGAAAUGGCACGGGCUGAUGGACGAGUCAUGGCUUCACUACAGCCAGAACAAAGGGCUGAUAUUAUUCACCGGCUGGCUGAUCUCCUGACAGACAAUCGCGAUGAAAUCCUGAAAGCUAACGAAAGAGACAUGGAGAAAGCAGUGACCUUGGGUCGACUUUCACAACCACUGUUAAAGCGAUUGACCCUCACCACAGCAAAGUUAAAUAGCCUGGCCAUCGGUCUCCGUCAGAUUGCAGCAUCCACUCAGGACAGCGUGGGUCGGCUGAUCAGGAAAACUAGAGUUGCAAAAGGACUGGAUCUAGAGCAAAUAACUGUUCCAAUUGGUGUCCUGUUAGUGAUUUUUGAAUCUCGUCCAGACUGUCUUCCCCAGGUUUCUGCACUGGCAAUAGCAAGUGGAAAUGGCCUGUUAUUGAAGGGAGGGAAAGAAGCAACCUACAGCAACCACGUACUGCACCAUUUGACUCAGGAAGCACUUUCCAUGCAUGGGGUCAAGGAUGCAGUUCAUUUGGUGAGCACUCGUGAGGAAGUAGAAGAUCUUUGUAGACUGGACAAGCUCAUUGAUCUAAUCAUCCCUCGAGGCUCCUCCCAGUUGGUUCGGGACAUUCAAAAAGCAUCAAAAGGCAUUCCAGUCCUUGGGCACAGUGAGGGGAUUUGUCAUAUCUACGUGGAUUCUGAUGCUAAUAUAGAAAAGGCCAUCAAGAUUGUUCGAGAUUCCAAAUGCGAUUACCCUGCAGCCUGUAAUGCUAUGGAGACAUUGUUAGUCCACAGAGACUUACUGAGGACUCCCUUCUUCGACCAGAUUAUUGACAUGCUGAGAGUCGAACAGGUGAAAAUUCAUGCUGGGCCCAAGUUUGCAUCAUACCUGACUUUCAGCCCUUCAGAAGUGAAAUCCCUUCGCACAGAAUAUGGGGACCUGGAGUGCUGCAUUGAAGUUGUGAACAAUGUCCAAGAUGCAAUUGAACACAUACACAAAUAUGGCAGCUCGCACACAGAUGCAAUUGUUACAGAGAGUGAGGAGACAGCUGAAUACUUCAUGCAGCACGUUGACAGUGCCUGUGUCUUCUGGAAUGCAAGCACUCGUUUCUCUGAUGGAUAUCGAUUUGGACUUGGUGCAGAGGUUGGAAUCAGUACGUCACGUAUCCAUGCCCGUGGGCCAGUGGGAUUGGAGGGGCUGCUGACCACCAAGUGGCUGCUACGUGGAGAGGGUCAGGCAGUGUCUGACUUUGCAGAGCAAGGCAGCAUGAGCUACAUACAUGAAAACAUACCUGUACUCCAAAGAACAUAAACACUUUCAUGGUGAAGGUGUCACUGCAAGCAGCUGCACACUUCCGUCAAUACUUGCCUUUUUAAAGCUACCAACAGAUAUUUAUCCUCUAGGAAUGUUCUGUAAUUGUCCAUCACUGUUUUCCAGCUUCCUUAGAAAGCUAUGUUUAUGAGGGAUCCUCUGAGUAUCUGUGUUCCUUGCUUUCCACGUUUGGCAAAGUCUUUCAUGCACCUCUUUUUGUUUUUUUGUUUCAUUGAGAUCCAUUUCUGAGGUUUUUGUACCUAUUGCUGCCCUUUUCUCUGAAUACUCCAUUCAGGUGUUUAAAGGGGCUCUUAUCAGCUUAGGUACCUUUUUGAAAUGACAAGUGAAUUAAUUAUUCUACAAUGAAACAAUAUCCAGGACAAGUCUUAUCAAACAGAGAAUCUACCAGUCAAAACCCAGGCAAUUAUUUUUCCAGUAGAAGUCUGAAGGUAAGUAUUGAAGAGGAGUACAAAUAAUACCAAUCAGGUUGCUCUCAUUACAGGCACUCCUUCCAAAAUCUUGUGAAUGGGGCCAACUUAACAUGCUGAUGUUCAUAAGUUAUCACUUGACCUUUUAAAUAUGUUUCCAUAUAUUCACUCACCUAUGGCAGCAUUGUCACCAAAGACUAUUGUAUCAUUUGAAUAGGCUUUACUUCAAUUGUGACCCAGUCUAGCAGGAAAUUGGGAAUUUGCGGUCAAAUAGGCAUCGAUCUAAUAUUGUAUGGGUGAAGGGCACAAUCCUACAAUUGUAUUCCAACAACAGGGAGGUGUUUGGAUGCCAAAAUCCCUUCAUAUACACAAAUCACAAAAAAACUAACAUUCCAUUACAGCACGCAGUGAGGAAUAUGAAUGGAUGUUUACCUUGCAGUUGAUGAAACCAAGGCAGUGGUUGUAUUACUUUGCCUUGCUUAGACAGCUCCCUACCUUAGAACCAACAUGUUCCUCAGAGUAAGAAAUCUAGCAAAGCCACAUGAGAUUUGAUUUUAUAGCUAAGGAUUAUGAGUAGAAUGGGGUCUUUAUUCUGCUCUGUUUAUUAGUGAAGCUCUGAUUAAAGUUAUCACAUUAAUGGAGGGAUUGCUGGCAUUAAUGCUGAAAAUUUGUUUCCCCUGGUUGAAGACUCCAGAACUAGAUGGCAUAUUCUCAGGCUAAGGAUUUCGUCAUUUUGAGCCAAAAUGAAGUGUAAUUUCUUCACUUGGUGUGGACAGGGGAAUGUUUGAAAUUUAUGUCUUUUGAGAUCUGUGAAUGCUCAAGUCAUUGAGAUCAACAGUUUUUUGAUCAAAGUGGAUCAAGUAUAGGCAGGGAAAGUGGUCUUAAGGCACAAGAUCAUCCAUGAUGGUUUUGAGUGAUGGAGCAAACUUGGGGGGCUAUAGAGCCCUAUCAUUCUUAAUGUCACCGUUGGGGAAACACAACAUAGCUUUUCUGAGUCAGUAAAAUGUGGAGCCGGAGGAGCAGAGCAGGUCGGACAGCAUCUGAGGAACAGGAAAGUCGAUGUUUUAGGUCAGGACCCUUCAUCAGGUGUGGGGAGGAGAAAGGGAGCUCAGAAAUAAAUGGCAUGGGAUGGGGCUGGGGGAAGGUUGGUGGGAUGGUGGUAGGGGGUUGUAGAGCUUGGUCAGGUGGGAAGGGUGGAGCAGAUAAGUGAGAAGGAAGAUGGAUAGUUCUCAAGUCAAGGAGGUGGAGAUGAGAGGGAGGGCUGAAGCUGGGAGUGGGGAGAUUUUGAAGCAGAUUUUGCCCACCUUGAAAUAGGUCCUUUGAUAAGAGUUUGGUGUUAACCUCCAAGAAUAACGCAUUACAGAGAAACCGGACAGAGUGUGAAGUCAUUACCACCUAGAUUGAUGCGAGCAGAAUCUCAUUUAAGAUUCCUAGACUGAGAGAAAGAUACAUAGGACAAAGGGUGAUUGACGGCUCAGUAAUGAUAUGCAUUUAUUUGGCGGGAGAAGGCAGUGAGCCUGGGCUUGCGAGAACAUUAGCAAAACAUGUGGAAUGUCAAGAUCAACACAGUAUUUCCAACAUAGACCAGAGAGGAAUGUGUUAUCGUGGUGAAGAAUCAAAUUUCACCUUCCCUUUAGGUUCAGUAGGCAUACGUCACACGAGUGUGAGGUGAUGCACUUUCGUAGGAGUAACCGGAAGGCAAAGUACUGGGCUAAUGGUAAGAUUGUUGGUAGUGUAGAUGAGCAGAGAGAUCUCGGUGUCCAUGUACACAGUUCCUUGAAAGUUGCCACCCAGGUUGACAGGGCUGUUAAGAAGGCAUACAGUGUUUUAGCUUUUAUUAAUAGAGGGAUCGAGUUCCAGAACCAAGAGGUUAUGGUGAAGCUGUACAAAACUCUUGUGCGGCCGCACUUGGAGUAUUGCGUACAGUUGUGGUCACCGCAUUAUAAGAACGAUGUGGAAGCUUUGGAAAGGGUGCACAGGAGAUUUACUAGGAUGUUGCCUGGUCUGGAGGGAGGGUCUUAUGAGGAAAGGCUGAAGGACUUGAGGCUGUCUUCAUUAGAGAGAAGAAGGUUGAGAGGUGACUUAAUUGAAACAUAUAAAAUAAUCAGAGGAUUAGAUAGGGUGGAUAGGGAGAGCCUUUUUCCUAAGAUGGUGAUGGCGAGCACAAGGGGGCAUAGCUUUAAAUUGAGGGGUGAAAGAUAUAGGACAGAUGUCAGAGGUAGUUUCUUUACUCAGAGAGUAGUAAAGGAAUGGAACGCUUUGCCUGCAACGAUAGUAGAUUUGCCAACUUUAGGUAGAUUUAAGUCGUCAUUGGAUAAGCAUAUGGACGUACAUGGAAUAGUGUAGGUUAGAUGGGCUUGAGAUCAGUCUGACAGGUCGGCUUGAGGGCCGAAGGGCCUGUACUGUGCUGUAAUGCUCUAUGAGUAAUUGCUCCUGGGAUGAAUAGCCUUAAAGUUGGAUUCUAGUGCAGAUAGAAGUCCUAUAUUGGAGGGACAUAAAGUAAAUAGUUCUCCAGAGUUAGUAAUUUUGUCAUAAUGUAGGUAUAACUGAAAUCAUGUAUCUGGAAAUAUUAGUUUGGAAGUCUCCAGAUGAUUCUGGAACCUGCACGUUAUGUACUAGCACCUCUAAAUCUGAAACAGUGAAAAACACUCAAAUUUGGGAAGUCUGACCAUUUGUUCAAUUAAGGCAGUAAAGAGAAUAUUAGAUGAUGAUUUGGAUAGAAAUGAAGUGUAAGGGUAUUGGGAGAAAACAGAUUGGCAGUAGGUAAUGAUGCUCAGUUGAAGUGUGGUAGCAGGCAUGAUGGGCCAAUGGCCUCCUACACUGUAACAUUUAUGUGAUUGAGAGAGUUGGGUGGAAAUCCAGUUUAUUAUAAUGCCAGGCAAAAAGAAGGCAUAAAGGAUGGAUAAAUGUCACACUGGAUUCCCUACACUAAUCACAGAGGCUGCAGCAUAUCCUGAGAUUUGAUUGGUUAAUAUGACACAGGAUACAAAGACUUGCAUAUCUGUAUCACUUUUCAUUAUCAUGUUUUCCAGCCGAUGAAAUGCUUUUGAAGUAUAGUCAUUGUUGUAAUGUAGGAAACGGUGUAGCCAAUUUGCACACAGUAAAAUCCUGAUAACAGAAA
Stegostoma tigrinum is the source of this 6115-nucleotide messenger RNA. RefSeq names its product aldehyde dehydrogenase 18 family, member A1 (gene aldh18a1). NCBI's taxonomy places the organism in Eukaryota, Metazoa, Chordata, Chondrichthyes, Orectolobiformes, Stegostomatidae. The record is from RefSeq and is a predicted model, not a curated record. Gene Ontology annotation, molecular function: glutamate-5-semialdehyde dehydrogenase (NADP+) activity; ATP binding; glutamate 5-kinase activity. Gene Ontology annotation, cellular component: cytoplasm; mitochondrion. The transcript has 18 exons. Bases 245 to 2566 code for a protein of 773 amino acids.